Dendronephthya gigantea is the source of this 5378-nucleotide messenger RNA. Its product is annotated as cilia- and flagella-associated protein 65-like. Bases 185 to 5275 code for a protein of 1696 amino acids. The record is from RefSeq and is a predicted model, not a curated record. The transcript is spliced from 47 exons. Lineage: Eukaryota; Metazoa; Cnidaria; Anthozoa; Malacalcyonacea; Nephtheidae.
UGAGUGUGUACAAUUUCUUAUAAAUGUCAAAUUUCUGCUGUUUAUUUCAUCAUUUGCAGAAAGGAAACUAAUGCGUCUUGUUUAUCUUGAUCAAAGUGGAGUAUGAGGUGUAUUUCUGGAGAUUUUACGGAGUUGUCGAAGCCUUGACAAGUGAAAUUUGGUUCCAAAAUCGUCAGUAUUGACAAUGACAUCGGUGUCCCAGAAGAUUGUUCAAACCUAUGGCAUAGAAGUGAGUGAAGGAAUCCAGUGGAAAGGAUGGGAACCUGGUGGAGAAUAUACAAAACAAAUAACAUUGAAAAAUAUUCAAGUGAAGACACAAAAGAUUAUUUAUAAAGUUCCAGACACACGAUUCUUCACCACCCUGUAUCCGAAACCAGUCAUCCUGACAUGUGGGACAAGUUUCACACUACCAGUGACUUUCAGACCAUUGGAAAAGGACCAAUAUGAGGACAAAAUUGAGUUCCAAACUAAAGAUGGGAGUUUUGCUGUUCCCAUAAGGGCUGUGCUACCGAAGGCUGACCUGCUCGUGCCCAAAAUGCUAACAUUUGGAAUGUGUGCAAUAAAAGACACUUGUGAACUGAGUUUUAAGCUCACCAAUCCCAGUGAGGUGCAUACUCCGUUCAAGUGGAUGGUCAGAGAACCAUUUUCAUUAUCACCAUCAACUGGAUCCCUUGCCCCUAAAACUUCCUGUGUGAUCAAAGCUACAUUUUCACCCAAGAGUGGCUUGGUAUACAAUGGAACUGCAGUUUGUCAUUUUGGGGAUCUUGCAGAACAGAUGGAAAAAUCUGUUGAUCUUGACGGAAUAGGUAAAUAUCCACACAUAAUGGUGAGGAAUUCUUCUUCUAGCGUCGGUCAAAAGAGUACCACAAGCAACACUGGUGAAACCUUGGUUGAGUUUGCCACGGUUGCGGCUGGUUUCACCGCAGAGAAAACGAUACAUCUUCAUAACUUGUCACCUGUGAAUGCUUCUUUCCAAGUACUUCAACCAUCGUCCAUAUCAAACCUCGAGAAAGUUUUCACUUGUUCACAGUAUCAUGGAAUCAUCGCUCCAUACAACACAGCAAAAGUAAAGGUUCAAUACGCACCCACCUAUCCUGGGACGUCUCAUGUUGAAUACUUCGAAGUGAAUGUUCUUGGUGCAACCAACUGUUCUGUUAUCAAGUGUAUAGGGAAAAGCAAAGGUCCAUCAGUGAUGUUUGACACUUCAUCUCUCGGGUUUGGGCAAGUAAACUCUGGUGGUACCGUGACAAGAAUAUUAACUAUAAAGAACAAUUCUGAUGUUAAUACCGCUUUUCAAUUUCUUAUCGACAAAGCGAACAGCGUGUUCACAUUUGAGGCGACCACCGGAUAUCUCGCAGCUGGAAGUACUCAGAGUAUCGCUGUUCGAUUUCACCCAAACCUCGCUAUCAACUACUAUAGGAAAAUCACUUGUUUACUACAGAAUCACGCUCCGCUUAUUUUGGAAGUUUUCGGGACAUGCCAUACAGAGCUAGUCAAACCAGCCGUGCUGCAGCAGAAACACAUCGCUCAAUAUAAGAUAUUUGCCAAGCGAGGACUGUCAAGAACAUCUCCAGACCAACUGGAUGUAAUGUUUCAGGAAGGGGAACUAAACAUGGAUGAUGAUGGUACUCUGAACAACCCAGUAAAUGCUGACCUGAAGAGAUGUGAGGAUGACUUGACAUGCGAAGAACAGUUCUUUGAUGAGUCAAGCGUAGGAGAAACAGCGACAAUUCAACCUCAUAUCAGCGUCGAUCAUUCCCAGAUCAAUUUUGGUAAAUGCCCGAAUAUUCCGUGUUUGGAACAAAAGACCAUAAAUAUCACGAAUCAUACCAAGGGUAAAGUAACGUGCAACUGGUUGAAAGAUACUGCAGGAAUAUUUGAAAUCUCACCAGAGAGUGUCGACAUUCUUCCUCUAAAAACCGCUUCAUUCAUCGUCACGUUUAAGCCCGAUCAAGCCAACCAGUUCUAUGGAUGUGAAAUUGAAUGCUUUAUUUCUUACAAGUCCACGCGUGAUUACAGACUUGUUGAAGAUAAAACAUUAUCACCACCUUGGUGUGUUACAGUGUAUUGCUCAGGUGAAACAUUUUCUCGUGAGAGUGAGUCAUUUUUACCUCGGCUUGAAUUUAGUGCGACCCAACUGGUUUUUCCUGCUGUCACGUUGCAAAACACAUCGUAUCGCACCUUUGCCAUCGCAAACACAUCAUCCAAUCCUGUCAGAUUCAUUUUCGAUCGCGAUCCUUCGGGGACGUUUCGUUGCAAGCCAUCACAAGGCAUCAUCAGAGAUAACCUGCAGCUUGUAAUGCUACGAUACGAAGCUUUGGAAAUGGAAGCGAAAAAGCUGUCGUUGUGUUGCCACUUUAACAACGAAGAAAAAUUCGACCAGGAGUUUACGUUGAUUGGCUCCACAGAAUCAACAAGAGUACAUCUUGAACACGAGUUGUUGUACUUCAGACCGACGUGUGUCGGAAACUCAUCCAAACGUACAUUUGGUGUGCAGAAUAAGUCUAGAAUACCAAUCAGCUUCGAAUGGAGAAUACGUCGACAAGAUUCGCAGAUUUUAGGAAUCGAGCCUCGUCAGGGCACUAUGUUGCCUGGAGAACGCCAGUCGUUCAUGUGGUCGUUUUCUCCUCUCGAGGACAAGAAGUAUCUCAUCAAGUGCAAACUGUUUGUCAAAGUUGGUGGAGGUGUCGCUGAAGCGAAAAAUGUCACGCCCAGUCAACCGUAUCUACUUCGUGCCGUCGGAGCCGGAAUUCACGGCAGCAUCAUGUGCACCGACGAGACAAUAGAUUUCGAUAACGUUGUCGUUGGUACAUGCGCCACACGCAAGAUCACCCUGUGCAAUCCUACGGACUGUGACGUCCCGUAUCGACUGCUGCUCCAACGAGAGAAUAACGAUGACAGCUACGACGAUGAUGAUGAGAAUAAACACGUUAUCAGUGUGGAUAAGAUCAACCACGAUGUCUUACCAGCGAGAACCACCAAGUCAAUACAGGUCAAAGCACGGCCGAGAAAACGAGCAACUUACAAAACGAACAUCAAGUAUCAAGUGAUUACGUUGCAAGACAGUGUCUCCGAGAGUUUGGUGUUAUGUUCUGUGACAGUACAAGGAAUAUACCCAACAUUGGCUGCUCAGGAUAUUCGAUCAACUGGAAGUGGGGAGACUUACAGUAAAGUUCAACUAUGGAAAUUGUUUUCUCUUGAUAGUUUUAACUCUGUCCUGGAAUCAGAUCCGCAGCCUGUCGAAGCGUUGAGCUCAGCUGCAACACGAUAUAGUGAUCGUCGUCGUAAGCCAGUAUCAACGAGGGCGGUUAUUGGAUUUUCAUUUGGCAGUGCUGGGUGUGGUUCUCAACCAACCGUUUUUUAUCUCAGCUUACUCAACAGCGGCUCUGUCCCAGCCGAAUGGGCGUUCUUGUUUCCCAAUGAUCUGCAACUUGAACUGGAGUACUGGGCCGAGACGGGCGAAUACAGUUCAGAAGAAUUACAUCAGAUGCAGACCAUUGGCCAUCAUUUGUUUAGUGUGGAACCAAGCAGCGGUACGCUCGCAGCUGGUCAUGCGCAAACACUCACCCUGAAAUAUAAACACGAUAUUGUCGGUAUAAACAGACUACCUGUACUCUUCAAAAUCACCAAAGGGCGCGAAGUCUUGCUGAAUUUUACCGGUGUGACGGUGAAAGCAAGCCAACCAUUCGUUCACUUCAGUUCAACGAAUUUUAUGUUCGCCCCAGUCCCAGUAGGUCUUGAUACUCCGCCAAUCCAAGACUAUGCUUUCUACAACGGAGGCUCUGUGAAUGCCACCUAUGAGAUCGAUCUAACACCUCUCAAAGAAUUGCACCAGGAAAAUUAUGGCUGUGAAAUCUUCACAUGUUUAAAUCCAACUGGUACAAUCGCACCCGGCAAGACAGCGAUAAUUCACUGGGUGUUUGAACCUCUUGAAGCAAAAACAUAUAUCAUCGAUACCCCCGUCCGCGUUCUGGGCUGUGAAACAACGUUGGUAACAUUCACUGGUAUUGGUUACGAUGACCGAGUCAUGGGAAAAACGUUAUCUCUGGAGGAGCACGCGAUUGACAUACCUCCACGACAGAUCGCCUCAGUCGGCUUCCAGUUGUCCUCUUUGUCAGAGGAGAGAAUACAUCUUGGUCAGGUUCCCUUGCGAAGAAAGAAAACUCGAGUAAUAUUCCUGUCGAACAAGCACAGAGAACAUACGAUAUCGUACAGAUGGAUGUUAGAUGAUUCACCCGAACAUAAUGUUGUACAAAUCCAUCCCGAAUUCGGAAUCGUCAAGCCUCGAGGCAGUGUUGUUCUAAAGAUAACAUUUUUCUCAUCCGGUUCACCAUCUCUGCAUGACAUCGAUCUCAUGUGUGAGAUUACGGACGACACGAUAAUGGAUGAAUAUAACAAGAAACUCCAAGAAUGGUUGGCCUAUCAAGAGGAACAGAAACACUUGUUUACGAUCACAGAAAAGGACAUCGCGGAAGAGGCGAUGAAAAAGACAAAAUCGAAAGAUGAAGCUAUGGGGAGACUUUCAAAAUCCGAAGGAGAUCUGAAGAAGUUCGUAGCUUUGCCUCCGAUCGGGUCUGGGAAGGCGAGGAACCGUGCUAGGUCUGGGAACGAGAACGUGAAAUCGCCCCAGGUCCCUGUGGCUCCCAAAACGUCCCUGCUUCAUCUCAGCGUCACGGCUAGGACACUGGAAGCCGGGGACGUUCAGAUUGACAGAAAUAUGCUUGCGAUCACUUCAGCUUUAAUGCGAAAACAUACUGUGCGAAAUAUUUCCGAGAAUAAAGCAAGUAUGACGUCAUCAUCACGGGAGGAACGCCGUGUUGUGACCGAAGUUUUAUCAGUGGUGCUAAGAGGUCUUUUAGAUGAUGAGAAUUUCCACGGUGAUAUUCGAAGCGUGGCUGAAGAGCCAAUUCCAUACUUCAGGCAAUUUCAGACUGUUGAUGCGGCCGACGGCGACGACUUUUGUGAUGUCAUGGAUUUUGAUAUGAUAUGUUCCAGUUCAAAGAAUAUUCCAAUCGUGACAAUAUCUCCAAAUACGCCAACCAUAGAAAGUCUCUCCAGUCGAAAUGAAGCUCUCGAAGAGACCCCUGUUGAACGGUCCAUCAACCAUAUCAACAACGAAAUUAAAAGUUCUUCAGAGUUUGCAACGUUGGCAGAAGAAGUGCUGGAAAACACGAUAUUAAAUUUGAUGUGGGAAGCAAAUCUUGGCGAAGUGAAUCUCACUACAAGACCAAGAGUCAUAGCUUUGCCACCGAGUAGAGGGAAGGCGUCCGUGUAAAAAUACAAUGCAGAAUAUGAACAUGUAAAUAGAUGGAAAAUAGUUCUAAUCUCAUUUUACGUCGUUAGUAAAGAUUCGUUUUUAGCCUUGCCUUUCUUAGUUA